CAUCGCCCCCAUGUGGUCAUAAUAAAUCAUUACAGCUGCUGCACAUCCUGACCGCCAGGUGUCGCUGUGGAAUAUUCAGGACCUGAAAUCGCGUGAACGGCUUCCUGAGUAUUUUAGUUUCUGCUUGUCACCGCGGCGUGUAAACACCUACACACGGAACUGAGCCCAUCACAAACUUAUUUUUUUUUUAAAUAUUUUAUUAAGGUGACUGGGAAGGCUUGCGUGGUCCUCACGUUACAAGAAGUCUAAAAAGAAAGGGUUGCUUCAUUGUGAGGACGGAGCGUUCCAUCACGACCAUGGCAGAGGCGACCGUGGACCGGGGCUGGGAGGACUCCCAGCUCCGACAGUACUCCUUCCCCAUCAAACCCAUUCCCAGGCUUUCCCACACGGACCCCAGGGCAGAGAUGCUGAUAAACAACGAGGAACCGGUGGUUUUAACAGACACAAACCUCGUAUAUCCAGCUCUCAAGUGGGACAUCCCGUACCUCCUGGAGAACAUUGGGAAUGGAGAUUUCUCCGUUUACACUUCAGAAAACCACAAAUUCCUCUAUUAUGAUGAGAAGAAAAUGUCCAGCUUUGAGAACUUUGUUCCCAAGUCUCGACGGAUGGAAAUGAAAUUCUCUGAAUUUGUGGAUAAAAUGCAUCAAACGGAGGAAAUGGGAGGACAGGAGAGAGUCUAUUUGCAGCAGACACUGAAUGACACAGUAGGAAAGAAGAUUGUUGUUGAUUUUCUUGGUUUUAACUGGAACUGGAUCAACAAGCAGCAAGCCAAGAGAAACUGGGGACCGCUGACAUCUAACCUGCUGCUUGUAGGCAUGGAGGGCAAUGUGACACCAGCACAUUAUGAUGAGCAGCAGAACUUUUUUGCACAGAUUAAAGGUCAUAAAAGAUGCAUCCUUUUCCCUCCAGACCAGUUUGAGUGUCUCUAUCCGUACCCCGUCCAUCACCCCUGUGACCGACAGAGCCAAGUUGAUUUUGAUAACCCUAACUAUGAGAAAUUCCCAAAUUGUAAAAAUAUUGUUGGUUAUGAAGCUGUUGUGGGACCUGGAGAUGUUCUAUACAUCCCUAUGUAUUGGUGGCAUCACAUUGAAUCUUUAUUGGGCGGAGGAGUAACGAUCACUGUAAACUUCUGGUACAAAGGAGCUCCCACGCCUAAGAGGAUAGAAUACCCACUGCGAGCUCACCAGAAGGUUGCCAUCAUGAGGAAUAUUGAAAAGAUGCUGGGAGAAGCACUUGGAGACCCACAUGAGGUUGGACCUUUACUAAAAACCAUGAUCAAAGGAAGAUAUGACCAGGAUCACAGUUAGAACUCGAGCUUUUUGACUAUUAAAUAGACUGCUCUGGAAACUGUUGGCAUGUGAAAGUUGCAUUGCGGUGUGUGAU
Messenger RNA from Nematolebias whitei (Rio pearlfish), 1383 nucleotides. It is a transcript of the gene hif1an, whose product is annotated as hypoxia inducible factor 1 subunit alpha inhibitor. Gene Ontology annotation, molecular function: ankyrin repeat binding; [protein]-asparagine 3-dioxygenase activity; peptidyl-histidine dioxygenase activity. Gene Ontology annotation, cellular component: cytoplasm; nucleus. The record is from RefSeq and is a predicted model, not a curated record. Gene Ontology annotation, biological process: negative regulation of Notch signaling pathway; peptidyl-aspartic acid hydroxylation. The transcript is spliced from 8 exons. Bases 297 to 1307 code for a protein of 336 amino acids. Lineage: Eukaryota; Metazoa; Chordata; Actinopteri; Cyprinodontiformes; Rivulidae.